CUAGCUGGGACGUCGGAGUGACUUGUGGCCUCGCCGGGAGCCCUGUGAUCUGGCUCCUCUGAUCUCGCCCUGCAAUGGUGCCUUUGCCUCGGCUGUGCGCGCUCUGGGGCUGCUUGUUGACAGCGGUACAUCUAGGACAGUGUCUUACGUGCAGUGACAAACAGUACCUCUACAAUGGCCAGUGCUGUGAUUUGUGCCAGCCGGGAACGAGACUGACUAGCCACUGCACAGCUCUUGAGAAGACCCAAUGCCAAGCGUGCGGCACAGGCGAAUUCUUAGCCCAUUGGAACACGGAGAUCCGCUGUCACCAGCAUAGACACUGUGAACCCAAUCAAGGGCUUCAGAUUAAGAAGGAGGGCACCACAGAUUCGGACACUGUUUGUGCUUGUAAGGAAGGUCAGCACUGUACCAGCAAGGAGUGUGAGACAUGUGUUCAGCACACGCCCUGUGGCCCUGGCUUUGGAGUUGUGGAGAUGGCCACUGAGACCACCGACACCGUCUGUCAGCCGUGCCCAGACGGCUUCUUCUCCAGUGAGUCAUCACUUUCUGAAAAGUGUCGUCCUUGGACAAGGUGUGAGGAUAAGAAUCUGGUGGUCCUACGGGAAGGAACGAGUCAGAAUGAUACUGUCUGUGGUUUCCAGUUCCGGAUGCGAGCCCUGCUGGUCAUUCCUGUCGUGGUGGUCAUCCUCAUCAUCAUUUUUGUGGUGUUUCUCUAUAUCAAAAAGGCGGCCAAGAAACCAAAGGAUAAUGAGGCCUUUCCCCCUGAGGCUCAACGGCAAGAUCCUGUGGAGAUAGAAGAUUAUCCCGGUCACAACACUGCUGCACCAGUGCAGGAGACGCUGCAUGGGUGUCAGCCUGUUGCACAGGAGGACGGUAAAGAGAGUCGCAUUUCGGUGCAGGAGCGGCAGGUGACAGGCAGCAUAGCCUUGAGGCCCCUGGUCUGAGCCUUGGAACUGCUUUGGAGGCGACUGCUCGCCCGGCUCUGCUGACUGCUGGACUGCUAACGUUUGAAGCUUGAGAGGAGUCAAGACAGAGCCCGGGUCAGCUAACUCUCAUGCCUGCGCCCCUGUCAUCUCUCGACUUGCUUUUGAAAGAUGGCGGAAAAGCUCAGGCGUCGGGGGUCCGCAGUAGUAUCUACAGAGUGCAGCAGUACGGGACCCAGAGACGUCUUGCUGUGACUUUUACUGGACGGAGCCUUGGCCACAGGAGUCCAUGGCUUGUGGCUGAUGCUGCUAGAAGGCACCUGAUUCCCAUCAGCGGGGGACUGGCUAAAUAAAUCUGUGAUUAUUUAUACAA
Molecule: messenger RNA, 1296 nt
Organism: Apodemus sylvaticus (European woodmouse)
Lineage: Eukaryota; Metazoa; Chordata; Mammalia; Rodentia; Muridae
Gene: Cd40
Product: CD40 molecule
Exons: 9
Coding region: 75-944 (289 amino acids)
Biological process (GO): positive regulation of angiogenesis; positive regulation of endothelial cell apoptotic process; response to type II interferon
Cellular component (GO): external side of plasma membrane; CD40 receptor complex
Molecular function (GO): signaling receptor activity; antigen binding; protein binding
Source: RefSeq, a predicted model, not a curated record